CUAUCAGUGCUCCGAUCCUCUACCACCCAUCACAUCAUUCUGUGUGUGUAAGAGAGAGAGAGGGAGAGGUAGAGGGGAAGAGAGAGAGAGAGAGAGAGCGUUCGUAUACAGUAAGUUCCAAUUAAGUGCCGCAAUCUCUUGCCUCCGUGCUGCUGAGACCCUCGCGAGCAGUGAGCGCGUCCCUCCCGGAUUAACGACGCGGCGAGCGCGCGGGAGCCACCGCACACCCGGAGAUGCCGACAAGUGGCGAAGCGGCACGUGCUCGAAGCCGGAGAGCGAGCGCCAGCCCCGGCCGCAGGUGGAGGAGCGCGCUGCUGCUCUGACAGCGCCCGGCGCGGACGCGGACUGCAGCAUACGGUACGGCAACACAGCACGCGCCUGCCUGGGCUUCUGCAGGUGGAAUAGCGUGCAUUUAGGACUUCUCGCGCUUGUGCUUCCCUGCGUGUGCAUCAUGCGUAGUGCUGUAUUACACCAGGCUGGCUUUACUUCAGCAGCGCGCGCAGCAAUGCAUCUGACUGCUGGAAGGAAGAUUUACGUACGACUCGUCUUGCUUUCGUCAUGCUUGUUAUUGUAACACGUUUUUGGAGGCGCGUGUAGGUGCACCGGACAACUCACGUGCUCGUACUGGACAUGCAUGAAGCAAACUCUCAGUGAGUUGCGUUUUUCUUGUUGUUCAGGGCAACCAAACCAAACCCAGCGCAGCACAGCGCAGACCAGCCCAGCCUGCCCAGGUCUUGGGGGGCGAUGCAGCAGCAGAAGCAGCUGCAACAUCAUCCCCAUCACUACCAGCUGCGGACAGAACAGGGCAAGACAAGACAAUCAUGUUUACACUGUUGGAUUGUGACCUCCACCCUUAAUCCAUCCAUUCAUGCAGUGAACACAUACAUACACAUUUAUUUGCACUAGUAACAGAGUGAGUAACAGAGUGAGCACGCCUGGCUGGAGAGGUGAGCAACCAUAUAGUGUUAAGGGCCUUUCUCAAGGGACCAGCAGUGAAAUCUGGUAAUGAACCCACCGCCCUGUCAUCAUUAACCCAGUGCUCUAACCACUGAGCCACCACCAGACUGAUGCUGGUGUGCACGCGGUGGGAGAAGCUCGCUUCCCGCUCGUUCGCUGCGCACUCCUGCGCCCUGCCCACCUUCUAGGAUGUUGCGGCAGGUGCUGCACGAGGGCCUGAAGACGUCGUUCCACAAGCUGGGCCACUUCGUUGCCAACCACCCAGUGUUCUUCGCUUCGGCACCCGUGCUCCUCUCCAUCCUGCUCGGCGCAAGUUUCAGCAGGUAUCGCAUCGAAGAGAACGUGGAGUACCUGCUGGCCCCCAAGCACAGCCUGGCCAAGAUCGAGGGAAACCUGGUGGACAGCCUCUUCCCGGUCAACCGCUCCAAGCACACGCUGUAUUCGGACCUGCAGACGCCGGGCAGAUACGGCCGGGUUAUCGUGACCUCGCGCAAGGGAAGCGUGCUCGAGGCACACCACGUUGACCUGGUGCUGAAGCUACACAGCACCAUCACCCACAUUCAGGUGCCCAUGCUGGGCUUCAACUACACCUUCGCCCAUCUCUGCCUGCUGGAUGACAGUAAGAACUGCAUAGUGGAUGACAUCCUGCGAGCCCUGGAGGAGAUACGCUCAGCCAGGGCCUCCAACCGCACUGCCCCCCCACUGCGCUACCCCAUCACUAGGCUGAAGGACGGCCGAGAGGCCUACAUCGGGCACCAGCUUGGUGGGGUGACUCCGGUCGGCAGCGGACGGGAGGGUGUAAGGACUGCCCGUGCCCUCCAGCUCACCUACUACCUGCAGGCAGCGAGCCCUCUAAACGAGGUGGUGGCUGCCCGCUGGGAGCUCCUGUUCUGCAAGGAGCUAGAGCACUUUGGGAAGGUGCACCCAGAGCUGGGCCUGUACCCCUUCACCUCGUCCUCGCUGCAGAGGGACUUCCAGAGGACCAGCCGAGUGUCGGAGCGGCCGCUGCUCUUCAGCCUGGCCUUGUGCCUCUCGCUGGCUGUGCUUUGUUGCUCCAUGAGGGACUGCGUUCGCACCAAGCCCUGGUUGGGACUCCUGGCGCUGGUUACAGUCAGCCUGGCUACCCUAACAUCUGCAGGGAUAUUCAACCUCGCGGGUGGAAAGUACAACUCCACGUACCUCGGGAUUCCCUUCGUUAUGCUGGGUCACGGCCUAUUUGGCACAUUUGAGAUGCUGUCAUCAUGGCGGAGGACACGCGAGGACCAGCAUGUCAAGGAGCGGGUGGCAGCAGUGUUCUCAGACUGCAUGCUGCCCUUCACAGCCAGCACGGCCCUGCACCUGGUCACCUUUGGCAUCGGCGCCAGCCCGUUCACCAACAUCGAGGCGGUGCGCCUCUUCUGCCGGAACGCCUGCAUCUCUGUCCUUUUCAACUACCUCUACAUCCUCACCUUCUACGGCUCCAAUCUAGUCUUCGCCGGCUACCUGGAGAACAGUUACCGCCACAGCCUGUUCUGCAGGCGUGUGCCCAAGCCUGAGUUACUGCAGCAGAAGCCGGCCUGGUACCGCUUCCUCAUGUACACGCAUUACAACGAAGAGGCAGCAGAGCCUGGCGACUUGCGUGCCUAUGAGACACAUCUACUGGUGGCCUUCAUGAAGCGCUACUACUGUGACUGGAUCACUAAUACCUACGUCAAGCCCUUUGUUGUGCUCUUUUACCUGGUGUAUGUCUCCUUCGCCUUGAUGGGCUACUUGCAAGUGAGUGAGGGUUCAGAUCUUAGUAACGUUGUGGCCACAGAGACCAGCACCAUUGCUUACACCCGGGCACAACAGCGCUACUUCAGUAGUUACAGCCCAGUCAUUGGAUUCUACAUAUACGAAUCCAUUGAGUACUGGAACAUCAGUGUCCAGGAUGACCUUCUGGAGUACACAAAAGGGUUUGAGCGCAUCUCCUGGUUUGAGAGCUACCUGAACUACUUGCAUGGACUGAACAUCAGCACCAGCCUAUCACGCAGUAACUUCACAGAAUAUCUGCGUUCUGGUUUCCUGCGUCAGCCUCGCUAUCUACACUUCUCCGAUGACAUCAUCUUUGCCAAGCGAGCAGAUGGAGAGUUUGAUGUGGUAGCUUCUCGUAUGUUUCUGGUGGCCAAGACAACGGAGAACAAGCGAGAGGAGAUGUCAAUUUUGUUGGACACGCUGCGGAAGCUCUCGCUGACAUCUAGAGUAAAGUUCAUCAUCUUCAACCCAUCUUUUGUGUACAUGGACCGCUAUGCGUCCUCUGUGGGCGCUCCACUGAAGAAUUCCUGCAUUGCUGCUCUUUUCUUGCUCUUCUUCUCUACCUUCCUUGCAGCAGAUCCACUGGUGAACGCCUGGCUAACCGUGACGGUGGCCUCAGUGGAGUUUGGGGUGGUGGGCUUCAUGACAUUGUGGCAGGUGGAGCUGGAUUGCGUGUCAGUGCUGUGCCUGAUCUAUGGAGUGAACUAUGCAGUGGAUUCUAGUGCCCCUCUGGUGUCUGCGUUCGCCUUGGGACGGGAGUCAACGCGAACGCGUUGGGUAAAGUUGUCCCUGGAGCGACACGGAGUCCCUGCUCUCCAAAGUUACAUGUGCUACGGUGCAGCGCUGCUGCCCUUGGCGGCCGUACCCUCCAACCUCACCCGCACACUGUUCAGGUGCCUCUUCCUGACUGCCCUCAUCACUGCUUUUCACUGCUUGGCCAUCCUUCCUGUCCUCCUGACCUUCUUACCACCCUCCAAAAAGAAGAGGAGGGAAAGGAAGAAUGUAUCGGAGAAUCAGGAGGAGAUUGAGUGUGUGGAGAUGGCGGACAGCACACGUGUGGUCGAUCAAAUAACCACUGUCUGAGCAAAUGACAAAAGGUAAAAGUCAACCAGGUGAACUCUGACCAAAGUACCCAGGGGGAAUGGCAGGGAAUGGCCUCACGGUGCCCAUCAAGAGUGGGUCAGUGUGAGCCUAGACAGGAGAUGCUCCCAAAUGAGCGAUAAAGCAAGCUCAGAGGUGUUUUUGCAGUGAAGUAUGGGCCUACUUUCUCAGAACGAGAGUGUGAGCCCUCUUGUUGAAGGAGUGCUUUGUUGUCUUGGUAAAAAAAAGGUGCUAGAUAGACCUUGCCAUUAAAUGGAGACCGGGUUGUCAUGGUAAAAGCCCUGUGAAGGCUAUGCUGCACAACUUCCAUCCUUCAUGGUGUGGGGAGAAAGCUGUUGCUCAGCAAGCCAGAUACUCAGCCAGCUGCAGAUAAUUACAGAGUGGCUUCUCCGGCUGGCAGUUGUAGAGUAGUAGAUGAAUGCUGUAACAAGGCUUUGCCUUAUUGCGGCACAGACACCCAUAGAUACAUGUGAACCACUAAAACAUCACUGCAAGAUGAGGCAAAUAACCAAGGUAUCAUUACAGUGUCCCUACCUCUCAUAUUUAGAAAUGGUUAGGGAAUACUCCCUGAAUCAAAGCAGCCAUAGUCAUCUCUUUGAACAGCCAUGUGUUCUAUUAGCCAUAUAACGUCAUUUAUGAUUAUCUGUCUCAAUGAGACUGUAUAAUGGCCUCUGGCCAUUUUGUGGUAAAAAGGAAGGCACAGGCCUAAAUGAAAGUCAGCAGACAUCAGGACUUCAUUUCAGACCCUGCUUUAUUCUUUAGAUUGAUGCUGAUGUCAGUCCUUUUAGCCCUCCCUAACACAUUUUAGCUGCAUUCCAAACUAUAGGCUGCAAACAAGGUACGAUGGGACCUCGGUAGGACUGUCUUAUUAAUAUUAUUUUUAAGCAGCAUUUUGGUAAAAUUUCUUUACAAAGUUAUGUUAGAAAUUGUUUAAAAAAACACUUCUCUCAGAAAUGCAGCUCACCUCGACUGCAGCUAUGGGUUUGGACUGCAGCUACAGUCUUAGUGGCACUAAUAGUAGAUCUGUUCCAGAGGGAAGACUUGUAAAAGGAAAAAAUAGGAAACUGAGAGAGAAACAGAUGCUUGUAAGUGUUGACAGGUUGAGGUGCAGUGCAUCGCUUCCUGCGCCAUCUCCCAUAUUGCAAGUCUAGUUAUACUGAGCAUUUCUGUUUCUCAUAAGCUUUCAAUCAGUACCUAAUAGAGGCAUGGUUUUGCAAAUUUAGUUUUGUUACAUUGUUACUGCAAAUAGCCUGCAAAGCCUUUUCUUCUGAAGUCUUUUUUAGGAUUUUGAUUCCCUCUGAAAAUGUUGAAAAGCACCCUGUCACAGACUGUGCUCCUCAUCAAUAUGUAUGAGUCAGAAUGGCUGUUUUUUUUUUUGUCCUUGGCCUCUGUGUACGUAUAGCAGCAAGGAGGGAGAAGAGAGGGAUAAAGUAGAAGAAAAUAAUUAACAGGGAAGAAAAGACAAAGAGCCAGAGAGGUUAAGAGAGGAGCAUCUGGCAGAUUAAAUCUAUUUAUUUUUUCAGAUACUCCUCAGCCCUGAGGCUACUUGUGUCAAAUCAAUUCCAAUGUAAAAUAGAGUCUACUCUAUUUCUUCCUUGCAUUAUUGAAAGCCAAGAUGACUGUGACAGCCCAGAUACCUUAAAGGCCAAUAUGGAAAACAUGUAUAAGCCCUGGCAUCUUCUGAUGGGAGACUUUCAGCCAGUAUGUUUUUCUAAUUGUCUGUUACAGAGCAAAAAUCUGUGGUUUAGACUCUGAUCCCACUUAUUGCCCAGUCCCAAGUCCUAUUGCUUUACCAGGGUUGCCAGAAAUGGCACAAAAAAACAGGCAAGCACAGCACGCUGCAGCUUCAGCAUCCUUCUGAGGCAGAGUAAAAUAUGAGUAAAUAUUGACAAUGCAUUUGAUAGACUGAGACACACUGGAGACCAGAAGGACUACAAGACAGAUGGCAACCCUGGUUACCCUGGCAACACAAGUGAGCUUUGCAUCUAGGGUUAAAGAAAGGGGCAGACAACUCUCUCUUUUUGAAGUUGGACUGUGGUAGUUGUUUUUAACACUUGCUGUCAAUUAGUAAAUAUUUUUCCUUUAAUGUAGACCACAUAGCUAUUAUAGCACAUUAAUUUUAUUUCUUAACUUAAUAGCAGGGUCAAAAGCCUCUGACUGUAACAUUUUUGUACGGAAAUAAGAUGAAAGUUACACGAGUCGAGCAUUCCGAAAUCUGCCAGAGGUCUCCAGGUAUGAAACAUCUGUGCUAAAAUACGAGGAAGCGAAUGAGGCAGAGGCAAAAACCAGCAAAACAGAUGUUCGCAGAACCUGCCAGCAGAUUUCAUAUGGAUGUGCACACUUGAUGUGGCAGCUGUCUGUCUGAGAGUCUGAUUUUCUGCUUCGUCAGGAGCACUGAUGUUCAUAGUGGAGCAUCACAGUGCUGCGUGGCCCCAGGGGCCCGGGCUCCCCGUAUGACUCCUCUGGCCAGCGGCCAACAGCUGCUUUCUCCUGCCUCUCAGUAUUGCUGGAGCUAUGCACGCCUGCCGUACAUCUGGAUGAGCUCUCUCGCUGGACUCUACAGUUGUCAGUCUAGAGAGCUGAUCAAACCAGACUUGUGCUGCUGGAGCACUGACAUAAAGCCUCUCCCCUUAAGCUUGCUUGCACUGUCCCCAGCACAGCACUCUGAAUGUAGAGUCCGCACAUACUGUACCCUGCAUCUCACAUUUACUAUACUAUCUGGUUUAGGCACCAUUGUCCCUUAUUCAUCUAAGUUGCACACUAGCAAAAUUCCAUCCAUUUAGAUAUAAUUUAGAGCUUAAGAGUAUAUCAAGGCUGAUGGAGGUUGUCUGGAAGUGAGGUGUGUUCAGGUAAAUUUCUUGCUUAUUGCUAUAUUGGCAAUGGAAAACGCAGGUGUGCCACUGACUGAUUAAAACCUAGACAACAGUCAUCAGUCAGACAUUCAUUCCUGGUUGUUACCCACACACACACACAAACAUACAGCAGUGCACAAACCCAACUUUUACAUCAACAAUAAACAGAAUACAAAAUAAAAUAACUUUUCUGUUCCUGUAGAUUGCCUGAUAGUGCACCUUUAAAGGUUAAAUUUCCUCCUUCUAAAUUUCCUUAAGUUUCCUCUGGUUAUCACAAAAGCACUGCACUGUUAAAAUACCAAUUCGCCAAAGUCAGUCUUUCAAAGAGAAUGGCAAGUGACACGCUCAUUAUUUUGAAAAUAAGAUAUCUUUACUUUUUCAAAUGGAAAACUGUACUCUACAGUGGAUGUACUUGAUAGUAUAUGUAUUGUGUGACAGCAAAGAUAUGUGUGAGGUUUGUCAUUUGUCAUUUGCAAAUCAUAUGUUACACGGUAAGCCCUCUAAGCCACCUAUAAAAGCUCUAUUUUGAAUUAGUUUUCACGCAACUUUGAUGAAUGAGGGUCAUUGUCUAACAUUCUAAACUACUAGUAUCAACACCUGAUAUCUAUUGUAUGUAGAUUUGUUGUAACAAAUUAUCAAAAUUUGGUAGGUUGCAUUCAGAACUAACUUUAAAUCAGCAUCAGCAACUUCUUCAGAAUCACGCCAUCUGCAUACCAUGCCAAAACAGCAGGAUAUAACUGGUCACUAAGAUAGCAAAACUCGUGCCAAGCUUGAGUUGCAUCUGCCUGUUGGCUUGCAGUGGAGCAUAUUAUGGGAAUCUGCCCAAAGCCAUUGUGCCGACACACCAGUUGCAGAGUAUAAUAUGUAAAUUGGACAACAUCGCUGGUUGCCGUGUAUAAACAACAUUCAGGCCAAUUCCACAUGGCUGAUUACGAUUCUUAGACGAUCCUGAGUCUUAACCAACGCUGCCAUAUAUCAAAUAAGCAUUCAAAUGUGGGCAGUUGGCAGAUUAAUUAAGGUCUGUUCCUGUCACAUAGCUGGAACUUGAGUAUGAAAAGAACCUGACUCUAAAAAAUACAAAGAAGUCUGGCUUGUGAGGCUAUGAGACUGGUCUUUUGUGUAGGACUUAACCCCAUUACUGUAGAGCAGGGAAAUCAGUAAACUGUGCUGGACUCCAGAACCUGCUGCCCAACCCUGAUCUAGGAUAUACCUUUGUAUUCCUGUUCUGUAUCAAAGUGUACCAUUACAGCUAAUCUGGGGUAAUCAGGUUGGGCCACUCUCUGUUUACUGUAGAAGCCAGUCAGGGAUGCUGUGUCACUGUGUGUGCGAUGAUUUGUAUGUAAGUACGUCCCUCUCCGAAGAUACUGUACUUGAAAAAAAAAUGUACCCUUUAAAAGAUGUCCUACAUUAAAGUGUUUUUUUUAUUAACAAACCCAAUUCAUUCUUAAUGUGCUGGUCGAGAGUAUCUGAUAGAUCCCCCUCUGUCACCUCAUACAGGAUCCCACCCAGUUUGUUGAUGUAGGGGCUGAAUAUAUAUGAAGAUGUAAAGCACAUCCAUUUAGGGCUGCAACUAUCGAUUAUUUUGAUAAUCAUUAAUCGUGAUUAUUAUUUUUUAUUAGUUGUUUAUUAAUCAGAUCAAAUAGAAAUCUAAAAUAUAAUUAAUAUAUUUGACCAUAUAUUGUUCAGAUUUAAACAAUUUUAGAGAACUAAUGUUCACUUAAUAUAAUUGUAUAAGCAACAUACAGCCUACCAUUAUUAAAACAAUAUUAGUGUUAACAUGAAUUAAAUGAAUUAAUUAAUGAUUUACAUACAUUUUAUUAUUAGCAUUAUUUAAUGUAUUCAAUAACGCAACAGCGGGGUAUGUAAUAUAAAUAUACACUUGGCUGUGAGUCAGAAAAGACCAUGAAAAGCCCUUUAAAUGUAUUAUUUAAAAAAUGUUAGGAUUGAUUUUCUUGUACUGUGAAUGUAGCUAAAUAACUGCCGCAGCAUUUAAGGUGGAAUGGAAAGUUAAAAAAACAAAAUUUACUCAAAAUGUGACAUGUUUAAACACUUUAUCAGGCUCUAGUUACAUGAUGCUAACGUUAGCUUGACUAAAACUACAGCUUGAUUUGGAACCACUGAUCAACCUGCCACAUUUAAGGUGGAAGGGAAAACUCUUAACUUUACUAAGAAUGAGACACAUCUUGUUUAACUACUCUAGCAGGCUCUAGGGACACUGAGAGGGAGUGAAAAUAAGAUUUAACACUAGCUUACUACAAACUUGUAGUGAACAUGGCUCCACCACACUACAGCUAACGUUGUUGUUUGAAGGCAUCAAUGUAAAGUGCUCCGUGCUUUUGACGACUUGGGUCUGCUAAUGCUAACCAGGGUUUCCUACACAAAUUGUUUAGUCAAGGCGUUUGUUGAGUGGCAGUACUGCCGUUUGUUGAUGAGUGAGUGGCUCGCACAUCACCAUAGACCCAACUAAAAAAUAAAUCGAUUUGUUGCUGCAGCCCUACAUCCGUUAUUAGCAUACCUAUAUAACACACACUCAUGCUCACACUCUUCAUCCAUCACACACUCUCUUUUUGUUGUUUAAAUGAAUUACACGAUGCAUAAUGAAGCAGCAUAGACACCAAGCUUCAGACUUAACAGACUUAAAAUGACAGGAGGAUCUGAACAGGAUAUAUUUCAAACACACACAGACAAAAACACACUUACAGAGGGGAUUGUUGGUUUUGUAUCUGUUUGUACGAAUUACAAACCAAUAAAGCAAAGAAUGGAACAAACUUUA
Astyanax mexicanus (Mexican tetra) is the source of this 9456-nucleotide messenger RNA. RefSeq names its product patched domain containing 1 (gene ptchd1). The record is from RefSeq and is a predicted model, not a curated record. Gene Ontology annotation, biological process: chemical synaptic transmission; cognition. The transcript is spliced from 3 exons. Lineage: Eukaryota; Metazoa; Chordata; Actinopteri; Characiformes; Acestrorhamphidae. Gene Ontology annotation, cellular component: synapse; plasma membrane. Bases 1147 to 3813 code for a protein of 888 amino acids.